AUGGAGCGCGGGCUGCACCUCGGCGCGGCGGCCGCGGGCGACGACGACCUGUUCCUGCACAAGAGCCUGAGCGCUUCCACCGCCAAGCGCUUGGAGGCGGCUUUCCGCUCCACGCCCCCGGGCAUGGACCUGUCCCUGGCGCCGCCGCCGCCGCCGCCGCCCCGGGAACGCCCGGCGUCGUCGUCCUCGUCGCCCCUCGGCUGCUUCGAGCCGGCUGACCCCGAAGGGGCAGGGCUGCUGCUGCCGCCGCCCGGAGGAGGCGGCGGAGGCGGCGGCGGCGGGGUGAGUGUCCCCGGGCUGCUGGUGGGCUCAGCCGGCGUUGGGGGUGACCCGAGCCUGAGCAGCCUGCCGGCGGGGGCCGCCCUGUGCCUCAAGUACGGCGAGGGCGCCGGCCGAGGCUCGGUGGUGGCGGAGAGCAGCGGUGGCGAGCAGAGCCCCGACGACGACAGCGACGGUCGCUGCGAGCUGGUGCUCCGGGCGGGAGGCGGCGACCCGCGGGCAUCCCCGGGCGCGGGAGGAGGUGGCGGCGGCGGCGGCGGCGCCAAGGCGGCCGAGGGCAGCUCCAACGCCCACCUCCACGGCGGCGCCAGCGUCCCCCCGGGGGGUCCUGGAGGCGGCGGCGGGGGUAGCGGUAGCGCCGGCGGCGGCGGCGGCGGCAGUAGCAAGAAAUCCAAAGAGCAAAAGGCGCUGCGGCUCAACAUCAACGCCCGCGAGCGGCGGCGGAUGCACGACCUGAACGACGCGCUGGACGAGCUGCGCGCGGUCAUCCCCUACGCGCACAGCCCCUCGGUGCGCAAGCUGUCCAAGAUCGCCACGCUGCUGCUGGCCAAGAACUACAUCCUGAUGCAGGCGCAGGCCCUGGAGGAGAUGCGGCGCCUCGUCGCCUACCUCAACCAGGGCCAGGCCAUCUCCGCGGCCUCCCUGCCCAGCUCGGCGGCCGCGGCCGCGGCGGCCGCGGCCCUGCACCCCGCGCUCGGCGCCUACGAGCAGGCGGCCGGCUACCCGUUCAGCGCAGGGCUGCCCCCCGCCGCCUCCUGUCCCGAGAAGUGCGCCCUGUUCAACAGCGUCUCCUCCAGCCUCUGCAAACAGUGCACGGAGAAGCCUUAAACAUCCUCCCGCACCCCCCCCCCCAACCUCGGAAACCACAAGACCGACCCACAAGCUACAGAAAAGCGAAAAGCUGUCCCCCCCAAUCCCUUUUAUUUUGGUCCUCUCCUAGUUGUGAAACCCUUGCAGAGUGAACGGUGCAGAACUGAGAAGUUCCAGAGACAAACCGGACUUUUAGCCUGGACGUCCUCAGAAUCUCGGCCUGUGGGGUGGGACGGAGGGAGGAGGGAGGUGGAGUGGGGAUGAAGUGUGGAUGUCUUUUUUUUCUCCUUCUUCUUUUUCUCAGAAAAGUGGCAACUUUAGUGGCAGCCCAGAUCCAGAAGAAGAACUCUUCCUUGAAGGUGAAAAUAAAUUGAGAAGUAGUGCUUGAUUAAGCCUGAAGAGUGUUAGAUGAAAAAAAAAAAAAAAAAAAAAAACCUACUAAAAACUGUGAAUCUAGCUAGUGCUGGAGGGGACCAACCAGAGGGGUCCAGGUCUGGGAGGCAUGGGGGACAGAAUAUUCAUCCAGACAACUCAAGAAAGGGUACUCUAUAAUAAAUUUUGAUUCUGAGCCAGGAGAAAACUUGAAAUGUGGACUUAUUUAAGUGGGACUGGGGGGAGGGGCAGAAGAGACAUGUUGCUAUGAAAAACUUGUAUUUUUUAUUGUCUCUGAACUUAAAUCCUGUGAAAAUGCUCAAAAAGUUUUGGCGAGAGUAAUACAAGAAAAAAAAAAACUGACUGUGGCAGAAAGAAUUGCAUUUAAAGUAUUUAUGUGCACCUUGUUACUUUCUACUCUGCAAUGAUGUAUUAACAAUCCAUGGUAUUUAUUUGUUACUCUCCAAUGGUCAUUCCGCAUCAACAGUAUUUAUCAUGUGUUAAAGUCAUGGGUCCUAUGUGUAGAUUUUUAAAUUUCUGUUUUAUAGAUUAAUUUAUAAUGUGUGCCAAGUGUUUAAAGGUUUAUUUGCCAACAAGUAUGAAGAAAAAAAUAUUGAUGUAUCUGAGCUGCUUAGGUUUUGAAAGGUCACCUGGAUACUUUUCAGUUGCAUCAUCCCUGUAUUUAAAUUGAGCUUUAAUAAAUUGCUUCAGUCCAAAAAUUACAGGAAAGGUGUAUUCUUAAUUGAUGAAUGAAUUGAUCUCUUUUUUUUGGAAAGGGGACUUCUUUGCAUUCCAAAAGGGAAUAACAUCACAGCAAUAGAUCCUAUAAGUAAGAACGUGCUGAGCAAAUAUUUUUCCAGGCUGUGCUGUGCAUUUUAAAAGGUCUAAUUAAAUUGCUUUUAAUAUAUGUAUAUAUAUAUUAUUUAACUGUGGAAAAUUAUUAAGUUAAAAGAUUGGUUUGAUUUGCUUAUGGUGUGAAAUCUUUUGUUAUUUUUCUAAAAAAAAUAAUAAAAUCUUAAAAGAAAUAAAUUAAGGUAAGGAAGAACAAGAAGCUAUUUACCCAAAGUGAGCUUUCAGUUUUAGUUUGCAUGGCUAUCUGCCUGCCUUUCCUUCCUAUAAAAUCAAGAAAACCUCUUUUUAAAAAUGGAGUCCUGCUAUUUUCCACUCCUUGCAAAUAAUACAAAUUCAAUUUGUCAGGUUGGAUGUUGAGUUGGGAGCUGUGAUGGGACUGUGGUGAGUUUUGAAUAUGUAAAGAAUGAUAUAUAUAUAUAUAUAUUAAAUAGGUCAAUCAGACUGACAGCUAUGUAUGACCAUUUGUAUGUGUAUCUAUGUCAGAAAGAAUCUUUAUUAAAAUAUUUUGAUCAAA
Messenger RNA from Jaculus jaculus (lesser Egyptian jerboa), 2827 nucleotides. It is a transcript of the gene Bhlhe22, whose product is annotated as basic helix-loop-helix family member e22. NCBI's taxonomy places the organism in Eukaryota, Metazoa, Chordata, Mammalia, Rodentia, Dipodidae. The coding region runs from base 1 to 1107 and encodes 368 amino acids. Gene Ontology annotation, molecular function: protein dimerization activity. The record is from RefSeq and is a predicted model, not a curated record. The transcript has a single exon.